AUGGCGCCUGUGGUUGCAUAUCGACAAGAACGUCGUGGGGAUAAGAGUGGCAAUCAGCCGAAGGGAAAUGAUGCCAAGCCUGGUGGUGUCGAUGGAGAGAGCAGUGGUGAAGGAGAGGUCAGGCCGGGGCAUCGAAGGAAGCGAUUGACAAGAGAGGAGAGGAAGAUGAAAAGACAGCGCAAGAGCAAGUCGUGCCACCCUAUGUCCGUACCAAGAGGAGACCUUGAAUUCACUGAGGGCAGACUCCCUCAGAG
Molecule: messenger RNA, 254 nt
Organism: Perkinsus marinus ATCC 50983
Lineage: Eukaryota; Perkinsozoa; Perkinsida; Perkinsidae
Exons: 2
Source: RefSeq, a predicted model, not a curated record